GUGAGGAAGAGAUCCCGUGUCAUACAGACGACACAUCCUUAUUGCGGCAGGGGGAUGCAAAGCUAGGUCAAGAGAAAAAAAUAUCUUGCAAUAUUUGAAAAGCCAAGUCGCUGUUGUUGACGCAGGGCGUUUGAGGCGCGCAGCAUCCGUUCAGCAUCAGCAGCAUCACUGAAGGAGGUAGAGACACUGCGAGCACGUCUUCAUUCAUAGCUGCUCUUUCAACGGAGCCGACAGGCCUCCAUCGUUUAUCCAGGUGUGGUUGAAGUAGCAGGAUGACGAGUCUGUUGUGUCUGCUGACUCUCAGCUCUCUGGCUCUGAGCUAUGCACAGGGUGGGGAUGUGUGUGUGUCGGGUCACAACAGUGGGCCAGUGUUUGAGGAGCAGCCGUCUAGUCUGAUCUACCCAGAAGGGAUGACAGAAGGCAAGGUGACCCUGAGCUGCCAGGCUCGCGCCAGCCCUGCUGUUGUGUACAGGUGGCGUGUGAAUGGCACAGAUGUAGCUGUCGGAGAGGAUUCACACUAUAUGCUGGUCGCUGGAAACCUUGUGAUCAAUAACCCGCAACAUGGGCAAGAUGGUGGGUCAUACCAGUGUCUCGCCAUCAACCGCUGUGGCACCAUUGUUAGCCGUGUCGCUAAUCUCAAGUUUGGCUACCUCCGUGAUUUCCCCCCUGAGGGUAGAAGCCCUCAGACUGUACAUGAGGGCAGUGGAACCUUUCUUGCCUGUCAACCACCUGCUCAUUACCCAGCUCUGUCCUACCGCUGGUUCAUCAAUGAAUUUCCCAACUUCAUCCAGCCAGAGGGGGGCAGAUGGUUUGUGUCUCAGGUGACUGGUAACUUAUACCUAGCUAAUGCAAGAGCCAAUGACACAGACAACUACUUCUGCUUCACCACUAUCAACAUGGAGAUCAGUACCAAGAGCAUCUUCAGCAAAGCCAUCCAGCUCACCGUUUACCCUGACGUGAACUUAAAAAAAUCUUCCCCAAACAUCCGUGUGCGUUUUCCCGCUGAGACAUAUGCAUUAGCAGGACAGACCACACAGCUGGAAUGCUUUGCCUAUGGCAAUCCCACUCCUAAGAUCCGCUGGAGGAAGGUGGAUGGGGUUUUAUCCCCUAAGGUUGGAGCCAGUGCAGAAGGACCCAUCCUGAUUAUUCCUGAACUGAACUUUGAUGAUGAGGGCAUGUAUGAGUGCGAGGUUUAUAAUUCAGAGGGCCGGGAGACACAUCAAGGACGAGUCUCUGUGCAGGCCCAGCCAGAGUGGCUGCAGGUAAUGAGUGACUCUGAGGUGGAGAUCAGUUCUGAGCUGCAGUGGAGCUGUGCCGCUGCGGGAAAACCAAGACCCAGCAUCCGCUGGCUCCGUAACGGACAGCCACUCAGCACACAGGACCGUGUUGAAAUCAAUGUUGGGCAAUUGAGGAUCAGUAACCUUGCCCUGGAGGAUUCAGGGAUGUACCAGUGUGUGGCCGAAAACAAACACGGCACAAUUUACUCAAAUGCUGAGCUCCGCGUUCAAGUCCAGGCUCCAGACUUCAGGUUAAAUCCUGUGCGUAAGCUGGUCCCUGCUGCCCGUGGAGGACAGGUUAAAAUGGAGUGUAAACCUCGAGCGGCGCCAAAACCCACUCUCUUCUGGAGCCGUGGCACAGAGCUUCUGACCAAUAGGAGCAGGAUAACAGUCACUCCAGAUGGGAUUCUGUGGAUCUCCAACAUUAGUCGGGCAGAUGAGGGGAAGUACACAUGCUUUGCAGAAAACUUUCUUGGCAAAGCCAACAGCACAGGACACCUGUCUGUCAGAGAUGCCACAAAAAUCACACUAGCGCCCUCUAAUGCUGACAUCAAUCAAGGUGAAAAUGCCACCCUGCAAUGCCAUGCAUCACAUGACCCUACUAUGGACCUCACCUUCACCUGGUAUCUCAAUGGGGUUCUUUUGGAUCUGGAGGUACCAAAUGGACACUAUCGUCGCAUGGAGGGGAAAGAGACAGUUGGUGACCUGGUAAUAGUCAACGGGCAGCUCAGUCAUGCUGGCACAUACACCUGCACAGCCCAGACGGUGGUGGACAGCGCGGUGGCUUUAGCCAAGCUGGUUGUGAGGGGCCCACCAGGCCCUCCUGGAGGUUUAGUGGUGACAAGUUUCAAUGACACUACUGUUGAGUUAAGAUGGAGCCGUGGAUAUGACAACCAUAGUCCCAUCGGCAAGUAUGUUAUCAUUGGCCGCUCUGCGAAGACUCAUGAAUGGAAGAGGAUGAGGACAGACCCAACUAACAUAGAAGGAAAUGCUGAGGCUGCACGUGUGACUGAUCUUCGACCCUGGAUGGAUUAUAAAUUCCAGGUCAUUGCCAGCAACAUCCUGGGUAGUGGAGAACCAAGCAUGCCCUCCCAGACAGUCCGCACCAAACAAGCAGCGCCGACCGUGGCACCCAGUGGACUUGGUGGAGGUGGAGGAAACCGUAAUGAACUUAUCAUAACAUGGACUCCCAUGGCGAGGGAGUAUCAGAAUGGAGAUGGCUUUGGUUAUAUCCUAGCCUUCAGAAUACAAGGCGUGCCCACGUGGACAGUGGUAAGAGUGCCACACGUGGAGUCUACAAGAUAUGUCUACAGCAAUGAGAGUCUGUCUGCCUACUGUCCCUUUGAGGUCAGAAUCAAGGCCUACAACAAGAAAGGAGAAGGUCCCUUCAGCCAGAUUGCUGUAGUGUACUCUGCGGAAGAGGAACCUACUGUGUCCCCAAGAAGGAUUAACUCCACUGCACUGACCGCUUUUGAAAUUCAGGUGUCCUGGGACCCCAUUCAGCAUUUUAACAUUAACGGAGUUCUUCGGGGUUAUGAGAUCCGUUACUGGCAGCAACAUGAGCGGGAAGCAGCAGCCGACCGGGUGAGAACGGCAGGACUUGAAAACACAGCACGGGUGACGGGCCUGAGACCUAAUACUCUCUAUCACAUCACCGUACUGGCCUACAACAGUGCUGGCACCGGCCCACCCUCCCCAAGAACCACAGUCACCACCAAAAAACCCCCCCCUAACCGUCCUCCUGGUAAUGUCUCAUGGAAGGUCGAUGGUUCUUUGGUUACUGUGAGAUGGGAUCAUGUUAAAUCCCUGGACAAUGAGUCUGCUGUGUUGGGCUACAAAGUCCUAUACAAGCAUGAAGGAAAGUCUGCUUUGAAGAUACUGGAGAAAGGCAAAACAUCCAUCAGUCUCCCGCUACCGAAAGACAGUGAUUAUGUGGUUCUCGAGAUCCGCUCUUGGGGAGAUGGUGGAGACGGAGCAGCCCAUGAGACCAUUGUGUCUCGAGACUCAGGAACUGGAAUGAUGGUCCAGAACACAGCUGCAACUUUUGAGCCCCUCUCCGCAUCAAUUCUGGGGUUGUCUGCACUCAUUCUCAUUGGCUUGUUAGGACUGUGAUUUAAGCCAAUGAUUAGGCAUUUCCCAAAAAUGUUACAGAUAAUUGAGCAGGUUUUCCUCAAAAGAGGCCGGGCUGUGGGUGGUGGGAUUUUUUGAUGAAAGGGAUUUUAAUGGUUGAGUAGUGAAACAAGAGUUAAAGUCAUUCAAUUCUUUUGUAUAAAAAGGCUUUUUUACAAGGAUGACUGGUUGUUGUAGAAUACAAGGGAGUCUUUGAGACAUUUUGAUUGUGUUAUAAGUUUAAUCACAAGAAGCUUGCCUUAUGGAAACUCAAAUUUGAGCAAUGGUUAUGUCAGGAAUCGGUUAGUUGCCACUUCUUGAACACAGACAAACAAAAUGGUCAAGAUUUGAUUUCUCUAAUUGGUGUAAAUACAGGUGAAUUGGUGAAAUUUCCAUACUGGACAAAAACGCAAAUAUCCUUUUUUUUACUACGUUGUUGCUACUUCAUGGCAGUAUGUGGACUGCAAAAUGAUCCAAAUGAAUGUUUACUUUUUUAUUGUUUUAUUUAUAAUUUUUUGUGAUUGUAUGUAAUGUAAUUGGAGGCAAGAGCUGACCAUUAUUUUUAUUAAUAAUGUUUUAUAUCUGUGUAGACCUCAGAAUGAUUGUAGCAUUCUGCCUAUCCCUUAUUGUUCUACUUUUUAAAGAUGAAUAAGGCGGUACAACAGAAGCUGAUAAAGGAGGCUUGGCUUGCCAAAGUUAUCACUCUGUGUUAUCUAAAUCAUUAUUAUUGCCAUUUGUAUAUUUCUCAAGUGUUACAUAAAUAUGACGUUCAUGGGUUGUGAUUUACUUUCUUGGCACAAAUUUCACAUUAAUACAGCAUACAACUGGACAUUGAACAAAGCUGAAGAUAACAUUCAUGGACAUCCAAGUUAAUCAUAAUCCUAUUAUACUGUAUAAUAAGGUUUUGGUUGCUUCCUACAAGGUACAUGUGAAGCCAUUUGUUGUCUGAAAACCAAAAUGCAGGGAUGCAAACUACUCGCUUUUCAGCUAUAGUCACCUUUUUUGAAGGUGAUUUGCCCAGGUUUGGUUACAUUUCUACAUUAGACACUUAAAAAAAGCUUUAAAUACUACAUAAAAAAAGCUUACAAUACAACACACAAAUCAACUGAAAAUAUAUAUCUGGGACACCUGCUAUGACUUUCUAACCUUUUUCAGUUUGCAUCCCUGAAUAUAUACUGUAUACAGUGUCCUGACCAAUUCUCUUAUAUUACCGAAUUACAAAUGGUGAAAUAAAAUUUUAUUCUGAUUGAUAUUUAAUUUUAAAACACUGAAAAUCAAAAUAAAUUAUUGUAAGGUGACAUAGAUUUUUUUGUUGGAAAAUAUUUUUAUGAAAAAUAAAAAAAUGAAAUAUCUUGCUUGCAUAAGUAUUCAAUCCCGACACAUUAAUAUUUGGUCAAGCCACCUUUUGCUGCAAUAACGGCUUUAAGUCUUUUGGGUUACAUAUGUACCAGCUUUGCACACAGUGACAAAGUGAAUUUGGCCCAUUCUUCUCUGCAGAUUUGGCAAAUUGUUCAGGUUGGUUGGUGAAGCUUGUGGACUGCAAUUUUCAAAUAAUGCCACAGAUUCUCAACAGGACUGAGAUCAGGACUUUGACUGGGUCACUGUAGGAUAUUUAUCUUUUUGUUCUUGAGCCACUCCAAUGUUGCUUUGGCCUUGUGCUUGGGAUCAUUUGGGGGAAUUUCCUCCCAAGCUUAGCAGACUGAAGCAGGUUCUCUUGCAGUAUUUCCUUAUAUUUUGCUCCAUCCAUUCUUCCUUCAAUCCUAACAAGAUUCCCAGUCCCUGCUGAUGAGAAGCAUCCCCACAGUAUGAUGAUGCCACCACCAUACUUCACUGUAAGGAUGGUGUGUCUUGAGGCAUAGGAAGUGUUAGGUGUGGCACACACAUAGCACCUUGAGUUUUGGCCAAAAAGCUCUAUCUUGGUCUUAUCUGACCUCAGAAAACUUCUCCCACUUCACAGCUGGGUCACUCACAUGCUUUCUGGUAAACUCCAGAUGUGCUUUCAGAUGGUACUUUUUGAGUAACAGCUUCUUUCUUUCCACCCUCCCAUACAGGCCAGAAUUAUGCAGUGCUCUUGAUAUGGUUGACUGGUGCACUAUUAAUCCAUUCCCAGCCACUGAACUCUGUAGUUCCUUCAAAGUGAUUGUUGGCCUCUCUGUGGCUUCUCUCACAAGUCUCCUUUUUGUUAAUGUGUUGAGUUUUGAGGGAUGCCUUUUCUUGGCAGUGCCUGGGUGGUGUGGUGCAGCUUCCACUUCCUGAUUAUUGUUCCAACUGUGCUCACUGGUAUAUCCAAACAUUUGGAUAGUAUUUGUACCCUUUCCCUAAUCUAUGCAUUUUCAUUACUUUAUCUCUAACUUCUGUAGAAUACUCUUUGGUCUUCAUUUUCCUUCAGAAUCUCAGCCUGACCAAUGAUCCUUCAACAAUGGGGUAUUUAUCCAGAAAAUGGUAAAGUAAUUGUGUCCUCAUUAGGGCAAUUUCUUUCAUCGGUGUAACCUGGCAGCUUCCACAGCAGAGGGGUUGAAUACUUAUGCAAGCAAAAUAUUUUUUUUUUAUUUUUUAUUUUUAUUUCCCAACAUAAAACCUAUGUCACCUAACAAAAUUGAUUCUGAGUUCCAGUGUUUUAAAAUAAAAUAUCAAACAGAAUGAAAUUUCAUUGCACCAUUUGUAAUUCAGUAAUAGGAGAUCAUUGAUCAAAAAUUGAAAUUUUAUUUCAAUACAGUGGCAAAAAACUUAUAAAAAAUAUUUGUACAUCCAUCUAAUGUCCCUUUUUUAUCUGUAAUAAUACUGACUUUCAGAGGCUCCUUCAAUUCAAGAAGGUAAAAUUAAACACUAUAAAUGUUUGUUCCCUAUCUGUCACUCCCUAUAGUGUCGAUGUAGUGACACUAGGGGUCACUCUUUGGAGCCCCAAACACCUCUGACGUUUUAAGAAAAGGCUAAUGAAAAUUGCAGAGUGGAAUUUGCAUGCCACUCCCCCAGACAUACGGGUAUAAAAGGAGCUGGUGUGCAAACACUCAUUCAGAUUUUCAAUUCGGAGACGAACGGUGUUGUUGCAUUCCACUGCCAAUCCAUUCACCUCUGCAAGAGAAAGCAAAGAGUGAAGUUCCGGUUAUGUGCUGUUUUCUGUAUAUCCUGGUUGCGGUCGUUAUCUCUUUCCGCUUCUGACAGUCACAAUCGCUGCCUUAUAUGUCUGGGCACCAGACAUGCUGAGACAGCGCUUGUGGAUGGUUCAUGUCUGCACUGCGAGAACAUGACCAUGGCCAGAUGAAUCCCCACAGACCUCCCAUUCCCCUGCACGCUCGUGUGCCCUGGUUGAGUUCUGGAUGAGCCAGGCGGCCCGCCUCAGAGUGGGUUCGACCUCUCAUUCGCCUAUGGGCGACGAAGGUCACAGUGCGGGCUCUCGGGUAGGCGAUACUCAUGUUGGUGGUCUAGGAGCGCCACCCAUGGCUCAACCUGCUUGAGAUUAGGCAUGCAGACAAGGUUCACUUCCUUGACACCCCCAUUUCCCAGGCUGGCCUUUUCAGCGACACUGUUGAAGACGUCACACGGCAGUUUUCGACGGUAAAGCAGCAGGCCGAGGCCAUUCAGCACAUCUUGCCCGGGCAUGGUUCAAGAUCACUCACCCCAUCUGCCUGCCACCAAGUUGAUCCCCCCCGUCUCACGGUCCGUGACCAAGAACCCUAGGAAGGCUUUUAAGCACCCCUGAGAUGGGCGACCUGGAGGUGAGGAGACUUUUUUUGUUGAGUUCGCCACACCCAAGGGGCUGCGGUACCCACAUUUUCAAAAACAAAGAGUGCUUCCCUCACUUUAUGCCUUCGGAUGUAAUUUUUAAGACAGCCAUGCACCGAGCAUUCGCUACGCCGCAAGACCCGUUCCGCAGGUACUUCAGCAGUGGUUUUCCCCUUAGUGCCUCGCCCGGAGUUUGAAGGCGUGGUUAACGCUCUCCAACCCGUCGCGAUGGCUGGCUAGGAUGAUCCGACUCGGAUAUGCAAUUCAGUUCGCCAGGCACAGGUUCAACGGUGGUGAGGCACAGGUAGACCUGUUUGCCUCCUGGGAAUCCUCCGCUGUGGUAUUCCCUAUCCGAGGCCCCCCUCGGCAUGGACGCAUUGGCACACAGCUGUCCCCGGGGUCUGUGCAAGUAUACGUUUCCCCCAGUGAGCCUACUUGCACAGACGUUGUGCAAGGUCAGGGAGGACGAGGAACAGGUCUUGUUGGUUGCACCCUACUGGCCCACCUAGACAUGGUUCCCCGAAAAUUGGUUCUAGCAAAUCCCCUGAGGAAGGACCUUCUUUGGCCCUUGGACGGGAUAUGGAAGAUCUUAGUGGUCUACCACCCACACUUCUACCAAGCAACUGUACGGCUUGAAGUGGCGCCUAUUCACAAAUUGGUGUUCUUCCCGAGGCGAAGACCCACAGAGUUGUGCAGUCAGAUCGGUGCUUUCCCUUCUGCAGGAGAGGUUGGAGGGGUGGCUAUCCCCCUCCACCUUGAAGGUGUAUGUAGCCGCUAUAGUGGCACACCAUGAUGCGGUGGACGGUAAGUAUUUGGGGAAGCACGACCUGAUCAUCAGGUUCCUUAGAGGCGCCAGGAGGUUGAAUCUACCUAGGCCACACCUCGUUCCCUCAUAGGACCACUCUCGAGCCCAUUUCGAGCCCUUAGAGUCAGUUGAGCUUAAAGCCCUCUACUUGAAGAUGGCCCUCCUGACUCCUCCAUCAAAAGGGUUGGGGACCUGCAAGCAUUCUCUGUCAGCAACACGUGCCUAGAAUUCAGUCCAGCGUACUCUCACGUGAUCCUGAGACCCCGGCCGGGCUAUCUGCACAAGGUUCCCACUAACCCCCUUUAAAGAUUAGGUGGUGAACCUGCAAGAGCUAACCUGGGAGGAGGCAGACCCAGCCUUGUCAUUGCUGUGUCCGGUACAUGCUUUGCACAUCUAUUUGGACCACACAGAGGGCUUUAGGCACACCAAGCAGCUCUUUGUCUGUUUUGGGGGACAGCAGAAUGGGGACGCUGUCCCAAACAGAGGAUUGCCCACUGGAUUGUGGAUGCCAUUGCUUUGGCAUACCAAGCCCAGGGUGUGACGUCCCCUUUGGGACUAUGAGCGCAAAUUACCAGGAGCGUAGCCUCCUCCUGGGCCUUGGCCAAUGGAGCCUCUCUAACAGACAUCUGUAGAGCAGCAGGCUGGGCAAUACCCAAUACCUUUGCAAGAUUUUAUAAUCUACGGGUUGAGCCAGUUUCGUCCAGUGUGUUGGUAGGUACAAACAGGUAAGGAUGCGUUUUUUUAUUUAGGCAAGUUUGAGGGCAGCUACGGCUAAAUGUGUUAUCAUUUUUACACUGUAUGUUACUUUCAAGGGAAAAGGUCUCGUGGUUUGAAUAAGUUGUUACUGUAAAUAUUGCAAUUUUACUUUGACAGAACACUAAUACUGUAUGUGUAAGAAUUGUUUGAUUUGAGCUGCAUAAUCACUCAUAAACACAUCAUCUGCAGCACAUUCUGUAACAUUAUUAUCCAAUAAUUCCUUCCAUAUUUUGUCCACAUGAUUUUAACUGUAAAAUAUGCUUCAUGAUCACUCAUUUGCAUUUAGAACAGUGUUAUUCAAAAGCUGUCAUUCAUAAACAGCAUCAUCAAUAGUUUAGUGGUUCUAGAACCAAACACUGGUAGCAGCAGAGUAAAUGAUACAUGUGAGAAUGUAGAAGCACUCAAAGUCAUGCUAGGAUUACGAAACCAAAACUACUGUACUGUUUGUUUUGUUCUCAUGCUUACAUGCAUUUUGUAAUCAGAUUAUGUGUGCACUAUGUAUAAUUCAAAUGGCUUUCUUUUAUACCACCUUUUCCUGAAUUCAUUCUGCUGUUUCACGUUGUGUACACUUCAAGAGCUCCAUUUCCAGGCUUUGCUCGAAACUCAAAAUCGAUAGCCAUUAAAACUGGACUCAGAUCGGUAAUGUCUCAUUUUACAUUAUAAAGAAUGGCUUUAUGUAAGAUUGCAGAUUGCUACCUUGAAGGUCACUCAGGUUGUGAUGUCAACAAGUUGUCUCUUUGAACUACAGUGUACCCCAGUUGUUGUAAAGGCUGAGCCUGUCCACUGUGGACUAAAUGUGAAUA
Messenger RNA from Xyrauchen texanus (razorback sucker), 9473 nucleotides. RefSeq names its product contactin-2-like. The record is from RefSeq and is a predicted model, not a curated record. The coding region runs from base 273 to 3389 and encodes 1038 amino acids. The transcript is spliced from 23 exons. Gene Ontology annotation, biological process: brain development; cell-cell adhesion. Gene Ontology annotation, molecular function: cell-cell adhesion mediator activity. NCBI's taxonomy places the organism in Eukaryota, Metazoa, Chordata, Actinopteri, Cypriniformes, Catostomidae.